AUGGCCGCAAUCGACUACGCGCACUGGCAGCACAUCCUAGGCGACAGCAGCGAAGGAGAAGAUGAAGAAAGCGAAGAAGAAGUGUUCCAAAACCCACCUGCAGCAAGGUCUCCGCGACGCGACAUCGUCCGAGGUUCGUUCGCAGUACGAAAUCCACCGAAGCCCGACAACAAGGAAGAACGUCGUCUCCUGCGUGCUGAAAAACAAGAACUACGCCUCUACCUCCAACGCAACCCAUGUCCUCCAAAGAAACUCAUACAGGAGUGGCUUCUCCAAGUCGCAACCACGCCGCGCACCGAAAGCCGUCCUGGACCCAACUUCGCGUAUGUGAUGAAGAGCAUGGAAUGGACCUACGAGCACCUCGGCUGGCUUCACUACCGCUCUCUCCUGAUCCUCUGGACGUCCGGCACCACCCGAACAACAGAGGCCUUCGACGCGCAACGCAAAGCCGGCAUUCAGCUCUACCAACGAGGAGGACGCGAAUGCAUGCAGUUCAACUACUACGUCCUCCACUACACGAUGUGCGGACGACACUUCAUUCCCGACCCUCCCCGGUCCGCCUUCGGCUUCAACAGCCAGAUCGAGAAAGCGUGGGACGGAAUCGGAUCGUGGCAGGCCUGA
Symbiodinium sp. CCMP2592 is the source of this 621-nucleotide messenger RNA. Lineage: Eukaryota; Dinophyceae; Suessiales; Symbiodiniaceae. The record is from the annotation of a GenBank genome assembly.